AGUAUUAUCCCAAAAAGGACACCUCGCUUUAUUUUAAAAUCAAUUCGCCUGAAAUUGCCCAUUUUUUAGUUUUAGGACAAGAUUUAUUAGGUAAGCGUUAUUCUCAUCCUUAUCGGAAAGAUAGCCAAGGCUACGUGGUAAAAGCCAACGAAUUUAUUCAAGAGGAAGAAGGAACAAGCAUCGUUCACUUGGCACCAGCUUUUGGAGCCGAAGAUUUUGCGAUAGCUAAAAAAGAAAAAAUGACAAUUGACUGCCCGGUAGAACCAAAUGGUUUAUUUAAUGAAAAAAUUGCGAUUUCCGAACUCAUUGGCCAACAUUAUAGCGAACCAUAG
Molecule: messenger RNA, 332 nt
Organism: Funneliformis caledonium
Lineage: Eukaryota; Fungi; Glomeromycota; Glomeromycetes; Glomerales; Glomeraceae
Source: the annotation of a GenBank genome assembly